AUGACACUUCGUCAUGUUCACGUCUCGUUUCAAUCGCGCCUGCUUUCUGUUAUACAUACAUCUCCAAUUUUUAUCAAUACUACAUCAUCUAAGGUAAAUUGUCAGCGUUUGCAUCAUGCGUUCAAGCCGCCAUUUCUACCAUGUACAAGUCAACUUGGCUCCACACGAACGAAGGUGAGCGAGCGUGCAUUGCGUCGCAAAAAUCUUCGCAAGAUGAAAAAUGAAAAACACGGUAAGAUACCAAUGCUUAAGGAAACAUUGCGCAAGCUUUAUCUACGCACACAUCCCGACCUGUUUGGGCGGUAUCCAAAUCAACAGCGUGCGAACGAAGAAUCAUACAAGGAAUUACUGGGAAUUCUGGAUGCGAUCGAAAAACACAACGAAUUUCCUCCAGCCAAGACGUUGAGCCUUCCAUUUUUCUUAAAGACGCCAGUGGAGGGUGAGUUUCAAGAGGUAAAGUUACGGCUUCGCACAACGGGUGGUGCAUGUAAUACUCUGGUGGAGGAGGCGCUAGGUCGAUUUUUUGGUGAAUGCAGUCUACCAGAGGUUUUUCAAUGGGGAGAAGGUAGUUGGGGCAAAGGUGUGGGAAAAGAUGCAGUGGAGAAUUCGAACCUUGGCUUCGAUGAGGAUGAAGAGGCUCGCGAGAAGGCACGAAAGGAGGCAGAUAAACUGGCAAUGCAUGAGGAACAACUGCGGCGUUCAGCUCCAGCUUAUAAUCCUGUUGACCGCAGUGCGCCUAAGGAUCAAUCGAUCGAGAAGGUAUUAAACGAGAUGGACGACACGUUGCAGCUUAUUGCUGCUGUUCCUUAUCUUGAUGACGAAGACGAGCAACACCGCGCUAUUAAACUUCAUUUUGAAAAAGGAUCAGGUCUGAAUGACAUUAAUGCACAGGGCUACAAAGUCAAGGCGGGUGUAAUUCAAAUGUGGCAGGGUGAGCGUGAUUUGAGGACACUUAUAAGAGAUACUGAUGGCGACUCAGCAAUUCUUUUGCAAAGAAUUUUAAUGCAUACAUUAGAUUUCGAAAAGCAGAUAGACGAGAUUAUUGCAAAGGGAGAAUUGGAAUAG
This is a messenger RNA of Plasmopara halstedii, 1065 nucleotides long. RefSeq names its product T-cell activation inhibitor, mitochondrial. The record is from RefSeq and is a predicted model, not a curated record. The transcript has a single exon. Lineage: Eukaryota; Oomycota; Peronosporomycetes; Peronosporales; Peronosporaceae. Bases 1 to 1065 code for a protein of 354 amino acids.